AUGGAUGCUGACCUUUCUGGUCACCUGAGAAGGAAGAGGGACAGCAGUGCUUUGGAUGAUCACUUGAUUUAUGCUGUCCGUGUUUCUACCACUACAUCUGGGAAGCAGCCCUGGGAGAGGGGCGACAUCCUGGCGCCUCGAUCAGCUUUCUCGUCUCCCUUCCCGAGUGUCGGCAGGCCUCAGGUAGCUGCGCAAGUGCUGCCUGCCCCAAGUUCGACUCCUGCAGGAGCUGUUGCAACUUCUGUGGCUGUUAAAGUAUUGGGCAAGCUGCCGGCUACGAAGGGGCCCAGUUGGGAGGAGAAAUUGACUGAUAACAGGCGGGCUGCAGUGGCAAAAUGGGAGGCUCUUCUUAUGUCUCACGGCGAGCACUUUGAUUGCUACAGGGGAGUCAGUGGCGACGCCAGUGCGGGACGCAAGGCAGAUCUGGUUCGGACGCUGAAGGCGAGCGCGACUCUGCACUCGAGAGUGGGACCGAUGAUGCGUUAUGUAAAGUUCACCAAAUCUGCUGGUCUCGAUGCUUUUCCUUUGACGGAGAGCGUCUUAUAUGUAUUCAUGGAUCAGUAUUGUCGGACGGCGGCGGCAACCUUUGGAAGGAGCUUCCUUGAGUCUCUGAAUUUCGCUGUGCAUGUCUUGGGCCUCGAUCUGCAUGUGACCAUCAGUGGCAGGAUACAAGGGGUAGCCAAAACCAGGUACCUUGAAAAAAGGAAAGCUGUCCAGAAGCCGGCGCUUACAGCGCUGCACGUGAGGACUCUUGAGAAGAUAGUGAUUGGAGGAACCAUUGAAGAAUACAGCGGCUUCGACAGACAUUGUGCAGGGUUUUUCUGCUAUACUUUGUACGCUCGGGCCCGGUUCUCCGAUGCCCAAGCCUCGGCUAACCUCAUGCUUGAUGUCACCGAGAGCGACGACGGGCCUUAUGGGUUCCUGGAGGCCUCUGUUACGAGGUCCAAGACGUCGUAUACUCUGGAAAGAAAAACGAGAUUCCUCCCAAUGGUUGCUCCUAUUAAUGGGCUGCUUGAUGAGUCUUGGGGGACUGCAUGGUACAAGCUCAUAAAGGAACAGGGGGUGACCCUUCGAGAGGGUUAUCCGUUGCUGUCGUCGCCUGUCACUGGCGGCGGAUUCAGUCUGCUGCCCAUCUCGGCCGAGCAUGCUGCGAGGAUUUUGCGGGAGCUUUUGAGGCGCGAGCUCGGUGAUUCCGCUGACAUCAGAAAGCUUGGAACGCACAGCUUAAAGAGGACCUUGUUGAGCUGGCUUGCUAAAUAUGGAACGGAACAAGGCGUGAGGGCCAUUUUGGGCUACCACAGCACUCACUGUGGAACGGAGUUGGUAUAUGCCAGGGACACGCUGAGCGGCCCAUUGCGGCAGCUUGGAUCCGUUGUGAGUGCUGUGGCAUUGGAUCACUUCCGUCCUGACAGCACGCGCUCGGGAUAUUUUCCCAGUCGCAAGGGUCAAGAAGAUGCAGGUUUCGAUCCCAAUGCUCCGGAGCAAGAAGAGCUUGACAGUUCUUCCAGUGGAAGUGAAGACGAGGAGGCUCCGGAUCACGAUGAGGUCGAGAAGGCCUGUGAUGCUCUGGCUUCCUGGGAGGGUCCCGUCUUCAAGCAUAAGACUACGAGGGUCAUUCAUUUGAUGGCCAGCAGUGAUGAAGGUGAUCGCAUUGUCUGCGGACGCAAGCCGUCAACUAGUUACAUCCAGACGGCUGUGCCUAAUGUUUUGUUUCCCCUUUGCAGGCAAUGCUGUCCUGACCAGGACGGGCCUUGA
Messenger RNA from Symbiodinium sp. CCMP2592, 1755 nucleotides. Lineage: Eukaryota; Dinophyceae; Suessiales; Symbiodiniaceae. The record is from the annotation of a GenBank genome assembly.